AUGAUGCGAUCGCGCGAUCCGCGGAUCCGCCAACGGAUCAACCAGAUCUCCCAUAAUCUCGAGUCCGCGAAUGAAUCCGCCCAGGAAGGACUGUACACCUUUGCACAGAACUAUCUUUCCCCCUGUCUGGAAUCAGUUGGAAGCUGUUUCCAAGUUUGUACUGCACCCUGUCUCCCAACCCGCGAGGACCACCUGAGACGCCGACGCCGCGGCCGUGCCGAGGCCAACUUUGACUUCUACGAUGAUUGGGACAACGAGGAAGCUGACGAGACCCUGCUGGGAUGGGGUACUGGGGAGCUUGAUCGACUGCUGGCUGACAACCGCUCCGAUCCGACGGUCAUACCGAGCUCUUCCCUUAUCGGCUUCUUAGAACGCUUUCCCUGGAGGUUCGGCGCAAAGGGAGUCAAGUAUCGGCCGUCGGCAGCAGACUUACAGGAACACCCGGGCGGCUCACAUCGCCAUGCCCAUGAGGAUGAGCCUUUAAUGGAAACAUCAGAGGAUGAAGCUGGUCUAAUAUCUUACAGUCCGAAUGGACGGGACCGAAGUGCAACACAGUCAUCUCGCGGGACGUACAAUUCGUUGAGCUCCCGCGGCGAUUUACUACCCAGUGAUGACGAGGAAGACGCGGUUCCACUGGACGACGAAUUCGCGCUUGUUUUUGGACGCCGAGGAACAGGACUCGAGUCUGAUGAUAUGUCCGGCACGAAGGUAGAAAUGGUGAGGUCUGCCUCGGGUACAUCCAGCCUAGGCGGCGCAUCAUCUCAGAAGUCAAAACGGAAGAACAAAAAGAAGAAGCGGGUAUCGACGCAAUCGUCGAUGAGUCCAGCUGAAGAUGCGCACAGCUUCGACAAACCCUCAAUAGCGGAUCUGAAGAUUGAAGAGGAGGGAGCUGCUGGGGAAGAAGAUGCUGCAAUCGAGAGGAAACGACUUGCUGCACACGAGCUGGCUUUGAAACGAGGCCUUAAUCGAGCCAAAGCAGAUAUGGCCGCCCCCUCGCAUGCAAAAGACCAAACAACCGAACUCUUCGUUAAUCCUGCCUUUUCACCCACCGACGAGAACCCCCCACCCGGCCAUGCCAGAAACUCGAGCGACUCGUCCGUCCGUCGAUAUUCCAUCGACCGCACCGAACCCUUCCCUCCAUUUGCCGUAUCGGCAUCCUCGCUGCCCCAAGGCUCUCCUGGAUCUGCAGCUUUGUCACUUAAAUCUGGCUUUGUGAAAGCAGAUCAAAUACAGGGAAAUGGAGAUCAGGAUAUUGAUGCGCCGCAUUGA
Molecule: messenger RNA, 1269 nt
Organism: Penicillium atrosanguineum
Lineage: Eukaryota; Fungi; Ascomycota; Eurotiomycetes; Eurotiales; Aspergillaceae
Exons: 3
Coding region: 1-1269 (422 amino acids)
Source: RefSeq, a predicted model, not a curated record